AUUAUACUCAAACCUAUACAUGAAUUACUUAAAAUGAUCAAUUUUAUCAUUAAUAGUCAUGAAAAAAUUUGCUUUCUGCUGUUUAAAAUCUACAUGACUGCAAGUUUAAAGUUAUAUGUAUGUCAAGAAAUGUGCAUCAACUUUCUUAUCAAAGUUACAAAGUUGCCCACAUUCAGAUUAAAUACAAACAUUUUUUUUUUUUUUGGUGCAUGCCUGUAAGUUUGGACACGCUUUCCCAUUAAAUCAGAUGGGAAAGCGUUUCAGAAUCACCCUGUCGUUGGGCUGUGCUGUACAAAUAAACUUGCCUUGCCUUCAUAAUUUUGACUGGUUGUAUAUUAUACGAACAUAUAUCUAUAGUUCUAUGAACACACGGGUUGUGGCUGGCUGCUUCUUUGGAUCCUCUUUCAGGAAGUGGUUUGUGGAAACAGGCUGUUGUCUUCCUGACUGCUGGAGUUUCACCUCCAGGAUACUUUUAUAUUCUGCUGGUUUAUAGUUAGCAGCAACUAUAAUCUUAUAAAUUGUUCAGUUUUUUCCAUCGGAUAAGGACACGAUGGAGGCCGACUCAGUGUUCUUCACUGAUCGGAGCGGACGAAUCACCUGUAACCCACUUCUGGACCAGCUCCCCAGCUACCAGUCCCUCCUCUACCGCAGGAAGUCUUCAACCAGUGGCUCCAAACGGAGAAACAGCUCCAGAUCAAGGCUUGGCUCCUCAGGCAGUUGGGGAUGGGGCAUUAGCACAUUCAGGAGACAUAAGGACAGACAAAACAGUCAGCUGGAACAGCGAGCCAUCAGAGAGCUACCCAGGCCCAUGGCUGAGAAACGUAGAAACAAAGAGCAGCGUCUGGAGGAGGCCCAAGAGCUCAGCAGCUGGAGACAGUGGAGGAAAAACACCGGCAGGUAUCUGAGGAGGCUGAGGGAUGAUGCUCAGGAAUGCCUGAGGUCUUUGGAGCUCUGGAGGGGGGACAUCCACCAGAUAGAGGGGAUGUUUGGAACAGGGAUCCUGUCUUACUUCUCCUUCCUGCGCUUCUUGGUCCUGCUCAACCUGAUCAUUUUCCUGCUCAUGUUUAGCUUUGUCAUGUUGCCCAUCAUCAUUACCCCUUACGCUUCGGGAAAUGCUACCUUCAACCAGGAUGAUGGACGCGUGUGCAGCCAGUAUCGUAGCAGUGCUCGUCAAGGUCUUGUCGUCUUUCAUGAGCACAUUACAGAUCUGCUUUCUGGGGAAGGCUUUCUGGAACAAACCUACCUUUUCUAUGGAUUCUACAAGGUGGAAAAAAUCCACUUUCCGAACUUAACAUAUAACCUGGCGCUGGCCUACCUGCUCGCAACCAUAGCGUACCUCUUCCUCAGUCUUAUAUGGAUUGUUAAAAGGUCUGCUACGGGAUUUAAACGUAACCUGGUUAAGGAUGAAGAUCGUUUUCAGAGUUUUUGCAACAAGAUCUUUGCUGGCUGGGAUUUCUGCAUCACCAACGAGAACGCAGCCAAGCUGAAGAGGAGCAGUCUGCUCUAUGAGCUCAAGACUGAUUUGGAGGAGGAGAGGAUCAAAAAGAAAAUAGCUCAUCGCACUCGGAAGGAGCGCUGUCGGAUUUACCUCAUCCGCCUCAUCCUCAACCUUUUCGUCAUCGCUGUGCUGGCUGCUUGCUUCUACAGCAUUUACGUAGCCACCAUCUUCUCCCAGGAUGCCCAAAUGAAAAAGAUAAAGAUUAAUUUUGUUUUGGAUCUCAUCUAUGAAUAUCUGCCCUCCAUCGUUAUCACUUUGGCCAACUUCAUCACCCCCCUUCUCUUUUCUGUCAUCAUCAACUAUGAGGACUACUCACCUGCAUUUGAGAUCCGUUUUACUCUCAUGAGGUGUGUCUUCAUGCGACUGACCAGUAUUGGAGUUUUGCUCUUCUCUCUCUGGUCUCGGAUCACUGAAUGUGAAGGCACGGAGUCCUGUGUCUGCGGCUACAACCACGAGCUUUACUCUUGCUGGGAGACCCGCGUGGGUCAGGAGAUGUACAAACUCACCAUUUUUGACUUCAUCAUCAUCUUUGCAGUCACAAUCUUCGUAGAGUUUCCUCGAAAGUUGAUUGUGAAGUACUGCAACUGUGGGAUGGCUAAGAUGUGGGGCCAGCAAGAGUUUGCUAUUCCUCAGAAUGUGCUGGAGAUCGUCUACGGUCAGACCAUCUGCUGGAUCGGCACUUUCUACUGUCCGAUUCUGCCCGCCAUCUGCACCAUCAAGUAUUUCUUCAUCUUCUACAUCAAAAAGGUAUCAUUAAUUCACAACUGCCGCCCGGCAACGCGUCCUUUCCGAGCAUCCAGCUCCAACUUCUUCUUCCUCGCUGUGUUGCUGAUUGGUCUGGUUCUCGCUUGUGUGCCUGUUUCAGUCAGUGUGGCACAGAUCAGCUGUUCCCAGGCGUGUGGACCGUUUGUUAAUUACAGCACCCACUGGGCAGUGGUACCAUCUACAGUGGAGCAGCUGUCACCUGGAGUCAAAACCUUCCUUUGGGCUCUCUCAUCAGAGGCAUUUGCUGUCUCUUUCUUUGUUGUUACAUGCUUGGCCAUGUUUUAUGUGAUUGCACUGGCUGGGGCUCAUAAGCGCGUCAUUAACCAACUAAGGGACCAGCUAGCCAUGGAGGGACGGGACAAACGCUUUUUGAUCCGGAAGCUGUACCAGGCCCAACAGCACUUAUCACCUAGAUCCCAAGUGUCCAAUUCCCAGUCCCGCAGAGGUGGCAGCAGAAGCAGCCCGAGCUACCACACCAGCUUCUCCAAUAACUUCGAUGACGCUGUGUUCCUGGCACAUUCACCUCCACACUCCUCCACACACGUGUGAGGCAGAGACCUAAUAUUCCAGCACAAAACUCAGAUGAAAGACUGGAAAAGUAAAAAGAAUAUCUGUAAAUUAUUAUUGUUUUCUCUUUUUUCCCCUAUGUUUUGUUAAAUGUGCAAACACUACAACUUGUGAGCUCCUUUGGACAUCUUGCCUUUGACGUGUGGACAAUGGAAAUAUUGCUAAACUAAACAAAAUUCUUUGUUUUAGGUCAGAUGUCGUGUUUUUCUACUUUUCCUUCUAAGAAGGGCUUCAAUUACUUAAACUACUGGACAUAAAAAAUGUUUAUGCACUUUUAUUGUAUUAACACUAUCUUUUUUUUCUUAUUAUAGUAACUAUUUGCAUUGGCAUGUAUUUACUGGUUUUACAUUUUAUAAUAAUGCUGAUAUUAAUACUUUUUCCACUACCAAACUGUAACCAUGGCUUUUGAGUAACACUGUGAAAGGAAGCUUUAAAAUAUCGUUUUGUUGAUGGAUUAAUAUAACUAAUGAUUAUAUUUUAGUCAUAUUUGAGAGGAAAUGCUGUUUUACAUUAUUAUACUUUUAUAUAACUUCGGUGGCUUAUUUUAAUAGGAAACGUUGCAUUGAAAUAAAUAAUCACUUCUA
This is a messenger RNA of Melanotaenia boesemani (Boeseman's rainbowfish), 3414 nucleotides long. RefSeq names its product transmembrane channel-like protein 7. Gene Ontology annotation, molecular function: mechanosensitive monoatomic ion channel activity. Lineage: Eukaryota; Metazoa; Chordata; Actinopteri; Atheriniformes; Melanotaeniidae. The transcript is spliced from 16 exons. The coding region runs from base 551 to 2812 and encodes 753 amino acids. The record is from RefSeq and is a predicted model, not a curated record. Gene Ontology annotation, cellular component: plasma membrane.